AAUAUUGAAGGUGAAGGAGUGAAAUUAAGUAAGGUGCAAUAAAAGAAGGUGCCAGCGUGGGAGUGGGGAUCGUUGAGAAGAUGGGUAGGUCUGUAUGAUUUAUUAUUCUUCCUUACUUUUCCACUGCCCCAUAUUAACUCACCUAUUUCAUUUUCUGCUAUGCUUUUAACUUCCUUCAACAUAUCAGAUCAUCAUUGUAAAAACAAAUGUUUAUCUUUUGACUGUCCAUUUAUAUUAUCCAGAUGGUGCUGCUUCUGCUCUCAAUCAUCAUGAAACUCAUUUAGGGUUGUGUGCUCAGUAUCUGCUGCAACUUGUUAAUAAAUUUUCCUUCACCCACCUCGCAUUUAUGCUUCUCUUUUUCAAACACCCACUGUGUGUUUUUUUGAGUGUGUUAAAGGAAAAGGCUGUUUCAGUAGAGGUCGUUUUCUCUUAUUAAGAGGAGGAGAAGGUCACUGUAGCUUUUCUAGUAAUGGCUGUCUAAGUCUCUUUUUCUCUUUCCUUUUUUCCCCCUCAAAGUUGUUUGUUCUUGCCUUUUCCUUUGGCACUGAAUGAAAUGGACACUGUUACAAGGAAGAGAGAAAAUCCUCCAGUACUCUUUCUUUUGUCUUUCUUCUUUUUUAUGUCCCAAACAACAUCUCAAAGUAACUUGAACUACACAAAGUAUAAACAAGUCAGCAAUUUGAGACUUGAAAGGAUUGAAAGGCAUUUGGAGAAAAUUAACAAGCCUCCUGUCUUGACCUUUGAGAGCCCAGAUGGAGAUAUCAUAGAUUGUGUUCAUAAAAGAAAACAACCAGCUUUGGAUCAUCCUCUUCUCAAGAAUCACAAGAUUCAGAAGGUUCCACCAGAGAUUCCAAAACUGAAAACGGCCGUGAAAACAGACGCCAUGAGUGCUAGAGACGUCGUAAGUAACAGUAGCAAAAGUGAAAAGCCGAUAGAUUGGCAAAUGUGGCACCAGAAUGGGCAGCGCUGCCCCAAAGGGACUGUUCCGAUAAGGCGGAGUAAGGUGCAUGAUGUGCUGAGAGCAAAGUCAUUGUAUGAUUUCGGCAAGAAAAAACGUCAUGGAUUGCCUCUUGCUCGCCGUGUUGAUGCUCCUGAUGUUGUUAGUGGCAAUGGCCAUGAGCAUGCAAUAGCUUACACGGGAAGCUCACAAGAAAUAUAUGGGGCAAAAGCAACAAUAAACGUGUGGGACCCAUCAAUCGAGGUGGUCAACGAAUUUAGUCUAUCUCAGAUUUGGGUUCUCUCUGGAUCUUUUGACGGCGCUGAUCUUAAUAGCAUCGAAGCUGGCUGGCAGGUUAGUCCGGAGCUGUAUGGUGACAGCAGACCUAGAUUAUUUACAUAUUGGACGAGUGAUUCCUACCAAGCAACAGGAUGCUACAACCUACUAUGUUCAGGAUUUGUCCAAACAAAUAGCAGAAUAGCCAUUGGAGCUGCCAUUUCUCCUGUUUCUGCUGUCGAAGGAAGUCAAUAUGAUGUCACUAUACUCAUUUGGAAGGAUCCAAAGCUAGGGAAUUGGUGGAUGGUGUUUGGUGAUAACACGCUAGUGGGCUAUUGGCCAGCUGAGUUAUUUACACACUUAGCAGAUCGGGCCACAAUGGUGGAAUGGGGAGGAGAAGUAGUAAAUUCACGGGCCAAUGGAGAACAUACUUCCACACAAAUGGGCUCUGGCCAUUUUGCUGAUGAUGGGUUUAAAAAAGCAAGCUAUUUCAGAAAUCUUGAAGUUGUGGAUUCUGAUAACAGUCUUAGCUCAGCCCAAGGUAUAUCAAUAUUAGCUGAAAACACAAACUGCUAUAACAUCAAAAGUGAUUACAGUAGUGAAUGGGGUACACAUUUCUAUUAUGGUGGGCCUGGUAGAAAUCCACAGUGCACUUAAUAUGGCCCGGGCCCAAGAGAAAUGCAAAGUGAGUGUCCUUUGAUGAGGCUAAGUCUCUAUAUGUUACUAGCAAUUUGUUCUUUUAUUAUUUUUAGAUCUUUAAAUGGUAAGGGUUUGCUAUUUCCAACUUUGUUUAUGCUAAUUAAUUCCACAUUGUUUUUGUUCUUGUGCCUGUCUAUGUUUUGAGAGAAAAAAAGAACUGUAUGUAUUAGUUAAAUAAGACAAAUAGCAUUAAACAGGCAAGGAAAUAGCAAAUAUUCAGUUGGAACUAAUGGCUACUAGUACAAAAUUUUAUCGUGGUUUUGAAUCUUAUUAAAUGUAUGAAUUUUUGUUUCGUUAAUUAUCAUUUGAUCAGUUGGUCUUUUA
This is a messenger RNA of Lycium ferocissimum, 2236 nucleotides long. RefSeq names its product protein neprosin. The record is from RefSeq and is a predicted model, not a curated record. Lineage: Eukaryota; Viridiplantae; Streptophyta; Magnoliopsida; Solanales; Solanaceae. The transcript is spliced from 7 exons. The coding region runs from base 554 to 1870 and encodes 438 amino acids.